AUGAAAGCUGAGAGUUUGGAAUUCAUCAAGAGACGUCAUUUUCCAGAGACACUCGAGCUAAUACGCCAACGUGAAUCGCGCGAUCUACGAAGCAACCGCCAAGUCACGUUCAAAGCUGCAAAACAGUCCAGACGUACCGCUAAGGAAGAUCUUAAAGAGAGAAGAACAGCAGCUACGAUUAAAGCUGCAGAGGCAAGGAAAAGCAUUCGCGAAGCCCACCCUCAGUUAGAAAACUAA
Messenger RNA from Angiostrongylus costaricensis, 237 nucleotides. NCBI's taxonomy places the organism in Eukaryota, Metazoa, Nematoda, Chromadorea, Rhabditida, Metastrongylidae. The record is from the annotation of a GenBank genome assembly.